This is a messenger RNA of Thermochaetoides thermophila DSM 1495, 1632 nucleotides long. RefSeq lists its product as uncharacterized. Gene Ontology annotation, biological process: signal transduction. The transcript is spliced from 4 exons. Gene Ontology annotation, molecular function: protein kinase binding. Gene Ontology annotation, cellular component: nucleus; nucleotide-activated protein kinase complex; cytoplasm. The coding region runs from base 1 to 1632 and encodes 543 amino acids. The record is from RefSeq and is a predicted model, not a curated record. NCBI's taxonomy places the organism in Eukaryota, Fungi, Ascomycota, Sordariomycetes, Sordariales, Chaetomiaceae.
AUGGAAGCAGACAACAUUCGCACUGUCAUUACCUUUUCCAAACCAGGCACUGUGCCACCCGUCUUUGUGGCUGGUACUUUCUCCGAUCCGCCAUGGGAACCCAUUGAGAUGGACCAGAAGGGUCUAGGAGACAAUGGGUAUGAGUUUACGAAAACAAUCCAUGGCAAGCCCGGCACAAAGAUCCAGUACAAGUUCCGUAUUGGAAACGGUGACCAAUGGGUAUGCGACGAGAAUACACCUACGAUAACGGAUGCCGCUGGCAACGAGAACAAUGUGCUAGAGAUGACAGCUCCAGACAAGCAACCUAAGCCACUCUCUAAACCAAGGCAGAGGCGACCAACAUAUGCUCAAGUCGCAGCCAAACAUCUUCAAGAGUCGCCUACCGAGUCUGAUCCAGCACAAUGUUCGGAAACCCAUACGGCAGUCUUCGCCAAAAUCGCGGCGGAGGUGGCCGACUCUGCCGCUCUUCUUCACGAAGAGGUACCCGAUCGCGAAUCUCCAGGCAGCAACAUUCCGAAAGGCGAACCCCUUCAGUCGUCUCGUCGCUUUUCAGAAGCUGCUGCAACAGCGGCAGAGGUGGCUGAUACAGCUGCGGCUCUUGACCAGGAAGAGGAGCAAAAUACAUACUUCCUGGGACCUCCUGCUGGCGAAGGCAGCCGUCUCCGGCUCGAGUUCCGUGAAGAGAGAGACGAUGACUUCAUCUCCCAAACGUCACCCCUUUUCGCCCACGAGUGUGCCGGCCUUCAGGGGGCAGAGGUGGUUGUACCAUCAACGAGCAUGCAGGAAGAUGACGGGCCUCUUGGCAAUGACUACACCGAGGAAUUUGAUCCACACCAGUACAGCAUGCAUGACCCGAAAUCUGGAGGAGUUCCCCUCCGAACGCGAGGAGAUCUUCAAUCAUCACAAGCAGCUCCAUCGUCAAGGAAGCAAGACCAUGAGAGAAGACCAUCUGCCGACCUGACGCCCACUCCUGCUAUUCAUGCCGCAGUUGCCCCUUUGGCACCCGUUCUAGAGGCAGACGAGCCUUCUCCAGGCACUGCACCAGCGGAGGGCCAGCAACAGGGUCCCACAACUGUUUCCCCUCCCAUCGUCUUCUCAAACCCCAACCCCUUGACAAGGGCCAGACCCCCAUCGAUUCAAAUUACCGCUGAAGACGAAGGAGUCGCCCUGUCGGAUGGCAUCAGUCCCCGCACAGUGAAGCCAAUGGCUGGAAUGAGACUCAUAACGCCUCCUGGGUCGGGAGAGGUCUCACCUCCCCGCAAACAAGAGCGUGGGCCUCGUUCGAAGGAGCUGAUACAAGGAGAACUAGGUAAAGCUGACCCUGGCCUUCAAAUUCCAGAAGAGGCGGAACAACACGCUGGAGAGUCCGAAAUGGCCGAGGCUGUACCGGAAGAGACCCCUCUUCUUGCGGGGUCAGGUCACGAGCCGGAGGAGGGGAUGACGCAACAGGAACAGGAACAAAGAGAGGAAGGGGCAGCGUCAUCUCUUACUGAAACGUUGAAUGCCCUUGUGCCGGGACGUCCGGAGGGAGGAUGGAUUAAGGCGUUGUUCAGGCUAUUGUUCGUCGAUCUCAUCGGUGGGCUGCUCAGAGGCUUGUGGAGAGGUGUGAAGAGGUUGAUUUCGGCAUCGUAG